GCUGGCAGGGCUGGUCGCUGCGCGGGCCCUCUGUCUGUGGGCCAGCAAUGGCGGGCGGGGUCUCAGUCUCGCAUGUGCUGGGGCUGCUGCUUGUGUCUGCGCUUCUUGGGGUCUUCGGAGAGCGUCCCAGCCCCGACCUCGGGGCACCCCCAGGGCACCGCGCCCGGGUCGGCAAAGGGGCCACCGAACCCCGGAGGCGGCCGCCGUCCAAGGACCAGCGCGAGCGGGCCCGGGUCGGGGCUCUGCCUAUGGGGGCGCUGUACACCGCGGCCGCCGUGGCUUUUGUGCUGUACAAGUGUUUGCAGGGUAAAGACGAGGCCACAGUUCUCCAAGAGGAGAAAGGCAAGAAGAAAUCAUUGCAGUCAGAGCAACAGCUGGCCCAGUUGACGCAACAACUGGUCCAGACAGAGCAGCACCUAAACAAUCUGAUGGCCCAGCUGGACCCCCUUUUUGAGCGUGUGACUACUCUGGUUGGAGCCCAGCGGGAACUUCUGAACAUGAAGCUACAGACCAUCCACCAGCUUCUGCAAGAUUGCAAGCCAGAUAAGGGUGUAGAAGUUCCAGAGCCAGAAGCCAGCACACCCUUUCCUGAGGACUUGCAAAAAGAAAAGGACGAGCAGGAAGCUGGUGACAGUCAGGCCUGGGAGGAACCCAUAAACUGGAGCCCAGAAACUUGGAACCUAGCUACUUCCUGGGAAGUGGAGCAGGGGCUAAGGAGAAGAUGUGGCAAGGCUGUGACAAAGGGCCUCAGCUCCAGCAGGAAAGGAGGGACUACAGCUGAAGGUUUAGUAAAACAAAGUCUGUUUUUGUGA
This is a messenger RNA of Castor canadensis (American beaver), 812 nucleotides long. It is a transcript of the gene Ccdc107, whose product is annotated as coiled-coil domain containing 107. The record is from RefSeq and is a predicted model, not a curated record. Lineage: Eukaryota; Metazoa; Chordata; Mammalia; Rodentia; Castoridae.